UUUUAUCUGAAGGUGACGGCAGAUUCCGUUUUAAUCCCACACGAUACAGGCAGUCUAGGCUUUUAUAUCCCCUACUCUGCUAAAGCCAGUAUAUAUUAUAUAUAAAUAUAUAUACUAACCGACAUAUAAAUAUCACAUAUACAAACACGCCAUUUAUAUUCCUCGGGUGGGUGAACCCAGAUCUCAAGAUGCCGUAUGCCAACCUCAAAGCCGGUCACAAAUUGUACUAUGACGAGUUUGGUGCCUCCGCAGGCGAAGCCAUCGUGUUGGUGAUGGGCCUGAACACCCAGUGCAUUGCUUGGGAUGAUGAUUUCUGUGAAUUACUCUCCAACGAUAAAAAAUAUCGCGUGGUGAGGUUUGAUAACCGGGACAUCGGUCUUUCGGAUAAAUUUGAAACCAAAGAGAAGUAUAACAUUGCGGCGGCAUAUUUUAAACAGAUGCUGCGUAUGAAGAUCAAGGCUCCAUACUCUCUCGUGGAUAUGUCGAACGAUGUGUUCGGGCUGAUGGAUUGCCUGAACAUAGACAGAGCUCAUAUAGUUGGCGCCUCUAUGGGUGGAAUGAUCUCCCAAAUCUGUGCUCUACAGAAUCAGUCGCGGGUGUUGUCAAUGACGUCCAUCAUGAGCACCACCAGUGCGCAUAAUCUACCCAGUGCUAGGUUCAGCCUGAUCAGAUUAAUGCUUAAGCCAAAGCCGGUAUGUGUGUGUUUGUAUUGAAAGACUACAUGUAGGGGAUGUUCACUGGACUGUGUUCAUAGCAAGUAGAUAUAUAUAAAUAGAUAUGGGCGUGUUUGUCUAUGGCUGUGCUUAUAGCAAGACA
Molecule: messenger RNA, 816 nt
Organism: Sphaeroforma arctica JP610
Lineage: Eukaryota; Ichthyosporea; Ichthyophonida
Exons: 3
Coding region: 189-713 (174 amino acids)
Biological process (GO): glycerolipid catabolic process
Molecular function (GO): triacylglycerol lipase activity
Source: RefSeq, a predicted model, not a curated record